Messenger RNA from Culicoides brevitarsis, 2267 nucleotides. Its product is annotated as facilitated trehalose transporter Tret1-2 homolog. The coding region runs from base 460 to 2088 and encodes 542 amino acids. Gene Ontology annotation, molecular function: transmembrane transporter activity. Gene Ontology annotation, biological process: transmembrane transport. NCBI's taxonomy places the organism in Eukaryota, Metazoa, Arthropoda, Insecta, Diptera, Ceratopogonidae. Gene Ontology annotation, cellular component: membrane. The record is from RefSeq and is a predicted model, not a curated record. The transcript is spliced from 5 exons.
ACUGAAUUAACCUGAAAAAAAAAAUAAAUAAAAAAUUCUGAUAAUUUUUCAAAGAAAAAAAAAAUUAAAAUAAAUCAAGUGACUGUAAAAACGUGUUAAAAAAAAUAUUUUUAAAAAAAAAUACAAAUUUUGUGUAAGAAAAAAAAUUGAAAGUCCGAAGCCGCAUGAACAACCGACGUCAAUUAUAUCAGUUUUAUCAGUAAAAAACAAUUAAAACCGAUUUAAUUUAAUCUACAAUCAAACUUUAGUGUCUCGUAUCUAUGUGCCAGCCCGUGUAAUACGCUAAACAGCAUUUUGAAUAGCAACAAUAGACUAUUUACUCGUGUAAAAUGUAAUAAAAAACGUGUAUAAGUGACUUGGAACACAAAAGUCAAAUAUUGAAAAAAUAAAUUUAAAUAAAAAAAAAAGUUGUGAAAAAUUAAUUCAAAAAUAAAUAAAAAUUAAAAAUAAACAAUCAAGAUGAAAAUGAACGUGAGUGACAGUAGUCCAACGACAGAGACGACAAAAUUCUUGGCAAAGGAGAAGAAAGCACUUUUGUUGACAUCCAACAGCAAUCACGACUUCAAGCAAUACAAUAAUGACAAGUUGCGGUUUAGCAGUGCGCCGUUGUUGUCUCUGGCUGAUGGCAAAAAGACGGAAGAAAAUCCCUCAAGUACAAAUAAUGUUCGGAGAACGGCGAUUUUUCGACAGUCCCUCGUGACAUGUGCAGUAUUAUUAUUAACCGCUGGCGUUGGCUGCCCAAUCGGCUACUCAGCAAUAUUCCUUCCUCAAGUUUACAAUUCCAGUGAACCCUCCAUCCAAAUGGACAUCGACAUGGCAUCGUGGUUCACAAGCAUUCAUUCCUUGGCAUCGCCCGUUGGAGCUUUCGUAUCAGGUCCGUUGAUGGAACGCAUCGGAAGACGUCCCACAAUGAUGUUUUCGGUAAUUCCGCUGACUGUGUGUUGGUGCCUCAUUGCGCUGAGCCAGAAUCAUUACUACCUGCUGAUCGGACGCUUCUUGGGCGGAUUCUCGACGGGACUCAUGGGAGCGCCGUGCCAAGUUUGGUUGGCAGAAAUUGCUGAUCCCUCCAUUCGUGGCAUCCUGAUUGGCUUGACUUUAGUGACGUACUCCAUUGGCAUCCUUUUCGUCUAUUUCCUUGGAUCGUUUUUGUAUUGGCGAUAUGUGGCAUGGGCUUCUAUUGUGAUUCCCUUGAUUGCGAGUAUCAUCAUGUACUUUGCGCCAGAGUCUCCCGUAUGGCUAACACGCCAUGGACAAGUCGAAAGAGCUUCCGCAGCAUUAAAUUGGCUUCGAGCCUCUGAAGAAGUGGGACAAAAAGAGCUUCAAGACCUGAUAACACGAUUUGAGAAAGAAAAAGAAGACACAAACACACAAAAUGACAGCAUUUGGAAGACAAUUUCGAAAUUAGCGACCAUCAAACCGCUCUUUAUCGUCAACGCAUUUUACGUUUUUCAAGUUUUCUCGGGAUCGUAUCUCGUUGUCUUCUAUGCCGUCGAUAUUAUUCAAGAUUUUGGCAGUGAAACGAUCAAUUCGAUGACAGCAGCGGUCUAUACAGCCCUCAUCAGGAUGCUUUUCUGCUUGAUGUAUUGUUUCCUCGUGCUAAAAAUGCAUCGCAGACCUUUGACAAUCAUGUCAACUGGAGGUUCGGGCAUCGCAGCGGGCGUUUUAUCAAUUUACCUGUACACAAAAAUCGAUCAACCGAAGACACAAAUGGACAUUUUCAUCACGGCGAUGUGCAUUUUGUUCUAUUUGGGCUUCAAUACGGGACUUUUAACCCUCCCAGGUAUCAUGACGGGCGAAUUGUUGCCGGCGAAAGUACGAAGUCAAGUAGCUGGAUCGAUCUUUUGCAUGUUCAGUUUGGUGCUUUUUGGUACAGCGAAAGUUUUUCCGUAUAUGAAGGAAUUUUUAAAAGUCCAUGGAGUUUUUGCCAUUUUUUCGGCAUCGUCGUUCCUGUGUGCAUUUAUGUGCUAUUGGUUGCUGCCCGAGACGAAAACCAUGACAUUGGGCGAAAUCGAGGAUUAUUUCAAUGAGAAAAAUUUGCUGUGGUCUAACAGACCGAACAAGGAAAAGGAGAAGAACUGCAAAGCAUGAGGCUUUUGUGAUAGUAUUAUUGCAAGAAAGUACCGCGAAGUACUUUUUUUGUGGCGUACAAGAUAUUUUUUUAGGAGUUAUUGCAAGUUGUUAGUCAUGAAAAUAUUCCUUUUUAACGAUAAUUUUGUAAUUUUACGUUUUUAUCAUAAGCAUUAAAGUUGAAAAAUAAAUAAAUUUUA